UCCAUAUAGAACACUCUUUAUUACUAACACAUAGAGUAACUUGUUUUGUUGCAACAAUCAGAAAAUAAUUGUAAUGGCUUCUUCAGUUAUGGCUUCAGUGAGUUUGAAACCAACUCCUUUCAUGGUUGAGAAAUCAUCAGUUAGAGGACUUCCUAACCUUUCAAGGCCAUUCAGAGUUGUUGCUAGUGGUGUUAAGAAGAUUAAGACUGACACACCUUAUGGAACUGGAGGUGGCAUGGACUUGCCUAAUGGACUUGAUGCUUCUGGCAGGAAACAAAAGGGAAAGGGUGUUUACCAGUUUGUGGACAAAUAUGGUGCUAAUGUUGAUGGAUACAGUCCUAUCUACGAGCCCAAGGACUGGUCACCAACCGGCGAUGUCUACACCGGAGGUACGACCGGUUUGGCUAUCUGGGCAGUAACUCUAGCUGGUCUUCUAGCUGGUGGUGCACUCCUUGUCUACAACACUAGUGCUCUUUCACAAUAGAUUAUGCUAAGUUCAUAUUUUAAGUUGUAACAAUAUUCCAUGUAGCUUUGAAGAUGAAGGAUAUACUCAUCAAUUACUUGUGAACAUAGUUCCUUCUGUUCUAUAAAUGUUGUGUGGAUUUGAAGAAAAAAAACUUUGUUUAUAUAAAACCAUGCUUCUUUAUGGGAUUGCGAAAA
This is a messenger RNA of Trifolium pratense (red clover), 660 nucleotides long. RefSeq names its product photosystem II 10 kDa polypeptide, chloroplastic. The transcript has 5 exons. Gene Ontology annotation, cellular component: photosystem II; thylakoid membrane; photosystem II oxygen evolving complex. The record is from RefSeq and is a predicted model, not a curated record. Gene Ontology annotation, biological process: photosynthesis. The coding region runs from base 74 to 484 and encodes 136 amino acids. NCBI's taxonomy places the organism in Eukaryota, Viridiplantae, Streptophyta, Magnoliopsida, Fabales, Fabaceae.